CAGUUCCAUUGUUUGUUAAAUGCUGGUGAUGAACUGUACAUAUGGGAAUGUCGAAAUCGAGAAUGGGUGAUAAAAGGGAAUUAUGCAGUCAGGCGAGGAUUAAGGCAUUAUAUCGAUUAUGAAUAUUGCCCGUUAAGCAGAUACCAACCAUUUAUUUAUUGGUCCAAUGAAGACCACCAAUGCCAAAUAGUGAAGUCUUUGUGUUCGGAAGAAGGCCAAGUACAUUAUGAUAAUGGCACAACUACCAGUGACAAAGGAUGCCGAUGUGAUUAUAUAAGAGGUUAUGACUUUCUUGUCCCUGCAAAAAAUAAAUGUUUCUGUGUGCCAUCUGAAGAAGAUUGUAGUUGUCUACAAAAGUCAUGCAUGGAUAUCCAUAGACAAAAUGCAGAUAAUAAUUGUGUCAAAUGGAAAAUAAAAGAAACAAACACAGUUUCAAUGGCAAUACAUAAGAGAAAAGACAUUAAAGAAGAAUAUAAUUCAACACAACAGAUUUCCAGGUUUAGAAAAACAAUACAUAUAAAAUCAGAUGGAAGAUUAUUUUUUGUGAUGAUGGUGGUACUUAUUAUUGUUACUAUCGUGUUUGGUCUAAUGGUAAUUGGUAGGGUUUCAUUUUGUCGACUAGAAAUAAAAGGAGAAGAAAGUGCCGGUUGUAUUCCAAAGGAAAGAAUUUCUAACAAAUAAGAGUACAUGACAGGUAUCAAAAAGAGAGAUAUCAUUAUUCUGCAGAGUGACGAGGACUACUUCAAUGUGACAGCCAUCUAUAAGGGUCACCUUACAUUUAUCGCAAACGAUUUAGGUUACAACUAUUGAAUCAUUCAAGGAUGUCUUUCCAUCGACGGACCAGAUUCCAUUACAAAAAUUUAUCAAACAUUGUAUUUUUUUUUUAUGUUUCUGGAAUGUCUUUUCCUUCCAAAGUUAAAAUGUAUGGUCUGAUUGAAAAAUUGAAAAAGAAAUAAACUCUGUACUUAACUUGCCUCAUAAAUACAUUUUGUACCUAUCACUUAAACUGUAUGUGCUUGUGAACUUUCAAAUCUCGAAUCUUUAGAAUUUGAUUUGGACUACUCUAAUUAUGAAAACGAAAAGACAAUUCGAGAGUCCUACAGAGAAUAGAAACAUUUAAUGUAAACUGAUUUUGGAGAUUAUUAAAGAGUGAGUGAAAUAUCUGUAUUGUUACAAUUCAAAUAAAAGAACAGAGUUCCAAUGUCCCCCGCGUUGCACAAAUUUUAUCUGUCCAAGGUCCAAAUGCAAUAACUAAAAAAAAAACUUUUUUUGUUCUUUAAAACUUUUUAUAUUAUAGAGAAAUAAAGGCUUGAGAGCAAAUGCAAUUUUCGAGACACUGUUGAUAUAAACCUAUGAUAUAAGUUUCAUAAAAAUCUGGCAAGAAUUGUACACAUGAUAGCCCUAACAAUGCAAUUUUCCAUAUUAUCAAUAUUUCCAAGGGGCAUGAUUCUUUUAAAAAAAAUUCAUCGGCACUAAUUUCGAACUCGCCCAUGACAUUGCUGAUACAAAGCUAUGAUAUAAGUUCACAAAAAUCUGGUAAGAAUUGUACACAUUCUCAUGGGAGCGCUCACAAUGCAAUUUUCCAUAUAAUUGAUAUUUCCAAGGGGCAUAACUCUUUUAAAAAUAAUUCAUCGGCACUGAUUUUCGAACUUGUCCGAGACAUUGUUAAUUUAAAUCUAUGACUUGAGUUUCAUAAAAAUCUAGCAAGAAUUGUACACAUGAGAGCUAACGAUGUAAGUUUCCAUAUAAUUAAUGUCUCCAAGGGGCAUAACUCUUAAAAAUAAUUGAUAGGCACUGAUUUUCAAACCCGUCCAAGAGAUUGCUGAUAUAAACCUACAAUAUAAGUUUCAUAAAAUCUGGCAAGAAUUGUACAAAUGAGAGCGCUUAAUAUUAACGAUGCAAUUUCCCAUAUAAUUAAUGUUUCCAAGGGGCAUAAUUCUUUUUAAAAUCGUUCAUUGGCACUGAUUUUCGAACUCCUCCGAGACAUUGCUGAUAUAAAGCUAUGAUAUAAGUUGCAUAAAAAAUCUGGCAAGAAUUUUAUACGUGAGAGCGCUAACAAAACCGGACGGACAGACCCAAGAACGGACGCCCGGUAUUUCUAUGUUCCCUGCAAAGCGUUGCGCGGGGGACAAAAAAUAUACUUAAAAGUGACAAUGAAGCUUUAUUAUCAUAUCCAAUUCCGUCAUAAAGUUAAUUUGCAAUUCAUAUCUGAUCAGUUUAUGUAAUAUUGAAAAAACACCUUAAAUGUUAAAAAAAAAAAAAAUCAAAAAAAAUCCACAUGGUUGAAUAGAAAAGAAACAAUGGUACGAUGAAUAGAAUAACAUUCGGUGAAUAGCAGAGAAAGAGAUUUAUGAAGAAAAUUUAAUAUUUUUGUUAAGUGUGCACAUCUAUUUGUUAAAUAUUAUACAAUAAACCACUUAUGAAUUAUAAUAAAUGAAUUAGAGUUUAAAGACAUAAGUAGCAAUGUCAUGACUUGACUAAAUUCAAUAGAUAAGUUUAAACAGAAAAUACUUUGAGAAGAAAAAUAAACUAGCAACUUUAAUGCAACUCCUUAUAAGAGAAGGGAACAAGCGUUCAGUUUAAAUAAGCUUCAUGAAUCAUGAAUAUACUCAGUCUAUUACAAUAUGAAUCCAUGACAGAUAUCAAUAUUGACUGCUGUCACUCAAAUGUCCACUGCUGAACUUCUGGAACGAUCACACAUGUCUUUAAAGGUUGUGAAUGGUGCAAGAAAUGCAAGAUAUUGUGCGUUGUCCGUAGUCAUCUAAAACACAGGAGUAUAGAACGAGACAAUCAACGUUUUCUCUAUCAAUGUUAAUGUGCUUAUAAUCUGUUUCAGUAGUUGGUGUAGUUGUUGGUUCAGUGUCAUUUAGGCAUACCUGUCCUUUUAUUUGUCUUUUUAAAUUGGAUGAUGUCAUGUUUUCCGUUCUCUUACAUUAGUCAUCUCACUCACGUUGUGAAAGUUUUUUUAAUUGAAAUGUAGGUUAGUUAGUCGGUGUAAUACGAGGACAAAAAGACACCCAAUAAAAGAUAACAAAUAUCAAUUCUACUAUUAAGCGUCGAUAAGGAGACUCCAAUCUGACAUUAGUUUUGGUAAUACAUCAAGGCUUUUAACUGGACGUAAAUAAGAGAAUAACAAUCUUUUACAUCAAUUUGAGAUUGUGACGUCAGAUUGACUGCGAUUUGAUGAACGGACGUCUAUUAGAGACAGGACGUUGAUCUGAGUCGAACAAAUAUAAUGUUUCCCUUAAAAAAAAAUAAUAUCAGAUAAAUUUUCUUAUCCUACCUUUUAUUUAGAUGUCGCAAAUAAAACUUAAAUAAUAAAACAUAUAAUAUUUUAAAAAAUGAAAUUUUUUUUAAAAACUCAUCAACGCUGAUAAUUAAAAACGUGUUCUAUUUACAUGUUACUCGACAUUGACGUUUGAAUGUACAAAUUUGGAAAAAAAUAAUAAAAUUUCAAAGCAACCAAAUAAUAUGUUUAUUUGUCUCUGUAUCAAUGUCGAUUUUAAAGACAUGUUUGUGUUAUAAUCAAACAAAAAACAAUAUUUUACGAAGUUAAAGAACACUAAAAACCAAGAAGAUGUACCAAAAUGGUAGAAAAAGAUAUGGUCAUCUCUUUUAAAGGUAUUACAUUUUUCAACAGCAAGGGCUACAUGCGUGGUAUAUCACCUCAUUUGUAUGGUUCUUUUAUACGAAAGUGUAACGAUUUUUAAUACUAACUGGGAUCUCACAAGUACACCAAUUUCAAUUAGUUUAAUUUUGCGGCACUAUUCACCAAACAGCCGUGGCUUCCUGUAGUAGAUUUCAAAAUUAUGUCCAAGGUUAUCCUGUUGAUAGAUCCACUGAGUGGACCUUUAUUUAUAUCAAUUACUUUUACGAAAUAUGAUGUGGAGGUUUGGGAAAAAGCAAAACUUGUUUACUCCAAAAACAAAUAAGUCAGGCUAUCUUGACCAUGUGUUGUUUGCUGUUGUUUGUCUUUGUAAAUCUGUUUUCUCUCGGAAUAGCGUGUAAGUGGAUGGGUGUGGUCUGUUGUACUGACCACUUUGUUUGGUAUCUCCAAGUAUCCUUGUUAUGUAUUAUCCGAAGUACAACCGAACUAGAGCAUGGCAUACUUAAUAAACUCUGUCUCUUGAUUAUUAUGUGUCGUUGAGUCGUUGAUGUGUUUACCCUCCAUACUAUUUCAUUGAUAAAGAGCAUACUUUUAAUGAUGACCAAAUCUUUCUUAGGUUGUUUUAACCGCGUAUUGGUACAUUUGUACAUUUUCUGUAAGUUUUGUUCAAAUUCGUUUACUAUGAAGCGCAAGCUCAUAUCGCGAGGUGCCGUUUUUUACUUUAAAUGUUUUGAAAUUAUUAUGCUUGAACAAACUCUGAAUAAUCUGAUCGACUAUUACGUGAAAGGAAGUUUUUUUUUUUACAAAGUUCACAACAUAUUAGGAUUUUUGAAAAUUUAACCGGAAAUUCUUAAUCCAAUUAUACAUUAUAUAGUCCGUACUGUUGAAAGAAAAGCAGAAAACCAUUACCAGCAUAAUGCUUUGCCGAAAUGGAUUUAGUUACAAAGUCGUUAUUGUUGUUGUUUACUGUUUACACGUAUCUGUCUAUUUGGAUAUAAUUACUGCUCUUCAUCCAAAUGAAUCUGGGGUGUGCAGUAACAGAAAAAACGGCUCAAAUUGGUUGACAUGCUGUCAGGGGUAUUUGUAUGAACAGGCAGAUGACAGAUGUACAGUGUGUCCUGUAGGGACUUUUGGAGAUAAUUGUAAAGACAAUUGUCCACCUAACUACUAUGGUAUUAUGUGUAACAAAGCCUGUAAUUGUAUGGAUGGAGAAAGAUGUGACAAAGCCAGUGGAUGUGUUUCUGUUCAACCACAAGAGUGUCAGAGUGGAAAAUACCUAGCCAAUUGCAGCGAUGAAUGCCAGAGUAACUUUCAAGAUAUAAGAUGUCAGUCUAAUUGCAACUGUACAUCAAAAGAUUUUUGCGAAAAGGUGAAAGCUUGUUUCAGCAAUGAGAACAUUGCAGACAUGGUGGUGAUGUUGCUAAUUGGAAUUAGCAGUGGAGUGUUUGUACUUUCAUUGAUUAUUGUUACAAAGUGCUUAAAAUUAAGGAUGACAAGAAACGUUGACAGACGAAGCUUUCAUUCAAUACCAUAUGACAGGAGAGAGGUUUCAUCAGAAUAUGUUGUUAUGGACAACAACGAAAGUUACCGAUUAUAUCCAUUAAUAAGUAUGACAGACAUUAACAUGGUACAAAAUGCUGAAUCUUCUUUAUAUGGUGUCAUAGACGAUACUUCGAUACAUACAAAUCAGCAUAAUUUUAAUGAAUAUAUUCCAGUAAAUGAAUAUCAAAAUACGUCUGCACUAAGUCAGACGUCAAACCAAAGCCUUUUAAAUGACGGACAAGGCAAUCUGCAUGUCUAUGACACCCCACAUCUUCAUGUACAUGACAUACAUAGAUGCAAUAGAUUGAAUGAUAUACCACGCCCUAAUCAAGUCCGAUCUCCUAAUGAAAAUGGCGCGUAUUCAUUACAAAGGUCGCAUGGUGGUCUCUACAGCUUUAACUUUCUGUAAACGCAUAUUGCUAGUUUGCAGUUCCAUUGAAACCUACAUCUGAUCGAUUUUCCUUUAAGAAGAAUUUUCCUUUUUUACGCAUUUGCAACAUUGUGAUUAUCCCAAAAAAUAAAUGUAACAUUUUAUCCAACUUUCAAACCGUGAAGAAGCAUAGAUAAUAACUAGUGUUGUAGGAGGAUGUGCGUUUUUUUUUUUGAUAUCACAUGCAACAUGCAUACACAUGUACUAUCUAGUUGUCUAUUGUCCAAUCUAUAAACUUCUUCUUUCUUGUCGACAGUAACAAAGAAUAUGAAAACAAAAAGAAUAAUUAGAAUAAUAUGUCUCCGAUAGUCAGAUAUCGCGGGCACAUUCCAAAGGUGGAAAAGUCAUUGAAAAACAAUUGUUGUGAUUCAAACAACAAUUAGUAUUUGAAAUGGAAAAUAAUAUAAGCAAUGUUCAUACCGGAGAUCACCCCUAUUUUUUUCUGGGUUCGUGUUGCUCAGUCUUUGGUUUUAUAUGUUGUGUUUCGUGUACUAUUGUUUGUUUGUCUUUUUCUUUUUACCCAUGGCGUUGUCAGUUAAUUUUCGACUUGUGAGUUUGAAUGUCCCUUUGGUAUCAUUCGCAUCUCUUUUCAUACAUACAUACAUAUUUACUUGCUGCAGUGAGUUCUACUGACCAAAAUAUUUUACAUACAUAAGGAUAAGGUACAAUUUGGGGCUAAAUUUGUCUUUAUAUACAAAAAGAAGAUGUGGUAUAAUUGCCUAUGAGACAAUUCUCCACAAGAGACCAAAUGACACAGAAAUAAACAACUAUAGGUCUUCAACAAUGAGCAAAGUCCAUACCGCAUAGUCAGCUAUAAAAACCCACGAAAUAACAAUUGUAAAACAAUUCAAACGAGAAAACUAACGGUCUAAUUUAUGUGUAAAAUAAUGAACGAAAAACAAAUAUGUAACACAGCAGCAAAUGACAACCACUGAAUUACUGGCUCCUGACUUGGGACAGGCACAUACAGAAUGUGGCGGAGUUAAACGAUUUUGUUGGCGCCAAACCCUCCCCUAACCUGGGACAGUGGUGUAACAGUACAACAUAAGAACAAACGAUCAAAAUCAGUUGAAAAAGGCUUUACUCAUCAGAUGGAUACAAAUAGAAAUACAUCUAACAAAAACACAGAGUGGACGUGGACGGGUACUUGUAAAUCCCAACAACAAAAAGACACUAAGAACAGAUCUGAGAGUACUCGCAGUUACUGAUAGCUAGUUCAAAGCCAAUAACAACUGAUAAAAACAAUCAUGCAUCUAAGACUAAAUUAUCAAUCAGUACACAUCCAAAAUCCAACGUAUUAAGUGUAAAGACGUCAUAAACAGUCAGAGAAAAACAUGACCUUGUGCAAUGCCAAGAUACAGAUAUCGACAGAAUGAAUGUACAUAUGUAUAUAACAAUAAUUAUUAUAUUUAGUUUGAUUAUAAUUUACUGAUGACUAAAUAAAUAUUAAUACCAAUAAAAACAAUAUUCACAGAUCUAAUUACAGUGUUGAAUUGGUAACCUUUUAGAAUAAGUUUAUUUAAAGGAUCGAUAAGUUUACCCGGAUCGUUUCUAAAUUUCUGGGCUCGGUAAACAACAUCUCCGUAAAAAUUAGGAUGUGCUAUCCCGUUUGAAUUAAGUUUUCUACAGGAACAAACAAACUUCAAAACCAAAUCUUUAUAUCUAUGGAAGAAUUCAGUGAAGGUUUUAAGUAAUUUGUGGUAACGAAAUCCCUGACUUCAUAAUGCAUUUUUUUUUCUUUUGUUGACAUUAUUGUUUGUUUUUAUAGUGAUUAAAAUUAUAACACAAUGUUGACUGCUGUACCCUUUUUUUUUACAUUUUUACCUUAUAUGUCUGUUUGUUUUGUUCACACAUUGUUGUCAAUAUAAUGGAAUUUUAUGCGACUGUCAUACAAGUGAGAGGUUUAGUUAGCUAUAAAACCAGUAUUAAUCCACCAUUUUCUACAUAAGGAAAUGCCUGUACCAAGUCAGGAAUAUGACAGUUGUUUUCCAUUCGUUUGAUGUGUUUGAGGUUUUGAUUUUGCCAUUUGAUAAGGGACUUUCCGUUUUGAAUUUUCCUUGGAGUUCGGUAUUUUUGUUAUUUUACUUUUUAGUCAAAGAGUGAAUUGUAUUACACAUUUUCACAAAUCAGAAUGAAAUGCUAUAUAUUGUAUCUUCUUUAAUAAAAGAUUGUUAUUUGA
Mytilus californianus (California mussel) is the source of this 7758-nucleotide messenger RNA. RefSeq names its product cell death abnormality protein 1-like. Gene Ontology annotation, molecular function: scavenger receptor activity. The record is from RefSeq and is a predicted model, not a curated record. The transcript has 13 exons. Lineage: Eukaryota; Metazoa; Mollusca; Bivalvia; Mytilida; Mytilidae. Bases 4524 to 5558 code for a protein of 344 amino acids.